This is a messenger RNA of Drosophila arizonae, 1575 nucleotides long. It is a transcript of the gene Mes2, whose product is annotated as MADF domain-containing protein Mes2. Lineage: Eukaryota; Metazoa; Arthropoda; Insecta; Diptera; Drosophilidae. Gene Ontology annotation, cellular component: transcription regulator complex; nucleus. The record is from RefSeq and is a predicted model, not a curated record. Gene Ontology annotation, biological process: regulation of transcription by RNA polymerase II.
CAUUUUGAGUGGCAGCAAAGCAGCAGCCGCAGCCGCAGCCGCAGCUGCAGCCGCUGCCGCUGCCGCCGGUUUGAAGUCGCACUCAUCCUUCAUCGAUGCAUCGGAGGCUGCACUGAAUCUGUCCAAGUGCUCGGGACUGAAUUUGAGCCACGAUGAUUACUUCUACGAUUACAAUGUAAAGUCGGAGCUGGAUUUGUCGGCUGGCGGCGGCGGUGGGGGCGGGAGAGGCGCCCGUAAAGCGGGCAGCAGCAGCAGCAGCAGCAGCGGUGGCAGCGCCGGCUUAGGCUUGCGCUUGCCCUUACCCAUAGCGAUGCCUAUGCUGCCGCUGCCCGCCCACCAGCACCAGACGCUGGCCACAGCACAGGCCAUACACAAUGAGAGCCGCGUGAGCUCCACACGCAACGACAGCGCCGCUGCCGAGGCAAAUCAUCAGCGGAGCUACGAUGAUCUCGAUGCCAGCUCGAUGCGUAGCGGCGACGAGGAUGCUGGCAAUGCCUCCGAUGAGGUGGAGGAACUGGAGGCCAUCGAUGCCGACUUUCCCUAUCCCAUCAUACUCGACUCGAAUUCGCCGGGCAGCGACAAUGGCGGCAGCGGCAGCGGCGACGCCCAGACGCCCGUCAGUGGACGCAAGCGACGUCGCGCUGCCGAAGCGGAAGAUCUGGAUGAUGAGGGCGACAUGGAUGGCGAUGACUAUGAGGAUCAAAUGCUGCAGCAGCAUCGCCACUUGCGCCAGCAGCAGAAUGUCACAGCCGGUGACCUGGAUAUGCCGCCGCCGCAGACGGUGCGCGAGGUGCUCAACUCCAAGUUCUGUGGCUUCAUCUCGGCCAAGCUGAACAGCAUGGAGGACUCGGAGGCCGAUAAUCUGAUGAAUCGCAUACUCCUGCUGGUGGUGCAAAUGCAACAGUGCGAGACACCCAAAUAGGCGRAGAAURUGGAAUCAAAUGUGGGUUUGGGGUUUCGGGUUGGGCUUGUGCUUGGGGUUCGGGUCGGGUCGGGAUUUUUAUACUAGUUUAUAAGCAGAGGAAGAGCUCAUUAUGGAUUAAUGCAGCUGCUCAAAGCAAAACGUUUUCUUGCCAUUUACCAAAAUGUUUCACAAAUCUGUACUCUCAAUAUGCCAUAAAUCAUAAAUCAUGCCAAAAUUGUGCCAUGCCAAAAAAGAAAAAAAAAAAGACGAAAAUAUAAGAAUUAAUGGAAGACUUCUUUAAAGCUAUAUCCCAAAAAGAAAAGAAAAUAAAGAGAAUGAAAUAUACAAUUGUAUGAACUCAAUGAAAAGACACAACAACAAAGACAAAGAUAGUUAGCCAUAUAUGAGAUUUAGUUUAUUAUAAACGUUAAUUUAGUUCUAAGUGGAUCUAACUAUAUAUACAUACAUAUAUACAUAUGUAAAUGUCUAUAUAUGUCUAUAUUAUAAAACUGUUUCAGUUUGAUUUCUAGCUCUCUUCAACAUUUUUUUUUAGUUCUACCUAUAUAUAUCUAUAUAUUAUCUUAGCCAACGUCUCAUCACAUGUUAUCUUAUAGUUUCUCUUCUUUUGAAGAUAGUUCUUAACUCCAAUCAUGAAGAGUACAAAACAAGAA